This is a messenger RNA of Salmo salar (Atlantic salmon), 2120 nucleotides long. Its product is annotated as GTPase IMAP family member 7-like. Lineage: Eukaryota; Metazoa; Chordata; Actinopteri; Salmoniformes; Salmonidae. The record is from RefSeq and is a predicted model, not a curated record. Gene Ontology annotation, molecular function: GTP binding.
GCUUGCCUAGAAAACUUAAUAGAGAGGAGAGGGCUGAUCUGAACCAGAUGUUCCUUGCCUAUAUAAACUAAAAUGUAUUUAUGUCUGAGAGAGUCCAAUGCUGACUGCAUCUAGAAAAGGUCUCCCAUGCGCUGGUCACUACUGAAUAAACCCUUGUUGAAUUCUUAACAGUUUUUUCGACUACAAGAGCUGAUUUUUCUACAACACUACUACUAUUGAAGGAGGAGAGAUUACUAGACACUAAUUAGGUGUCCUCUUUUAUCUGUGGAUUAAUUGUUGGAGUAGAGAACACAAUUUUGUAUAACUCAAAAUGGGUAAUUUUUUUACAAAGAACCAGAAAGAAAGAAAGUGCACUUCAGAGUCAAACCCAAUGAGGAUCGUGCUGCUGGGGAAAACAGGAUGGGGCAAAAGCAGUGCAGGAAACACCAUCUUUGGAGGAGGGACAGAGUUCAAGAUAAACAGUUCAGCCAAGUCCGAGAUGUACAAGUGUGAAGCAAAGACCAAGGACAUCAAUGGAAGAAAACUCACUGUAGUAGACACACCUGGAUUUUUUGACACAAACAUCCCUGAAGAGGAUCUGAAACCUGAACUAGUGAAAUGUAUUGUAGAGUGUGCUCCGGGGCCACAUGCCUUUCUCAUUGUGCUUAGAGUGGACCGCUACGGAUGUCAUGAGGAACAAGUCAUUGAAGAAAUUGCUAAAUGUUUUUCACCAGAGGCCUUCAAAUAUUCCACAGUUCUCUUCACUCACGGUGACCAGCUUGAAGGAAUAACUAUUCAGGAUUUUGUGAAAACGAAUGAUAAACUGAGUGAGCUUGUGGAGAAAUGUGGUGGCCGCUGUCACGUCAUUGACAACAAAUACUGGAACACCAAUCAGCAGAGUCAGUACAGGAACAACCAGUACCAAGUAACAGAGUUACUCAACACCAUAGAGGAGAUGGUGAGCGAGAACGGAGGAGAAUGCUACACCAACGAGUUGCUCCAAGAGGCAGAGAGAUUAAUACAAGCAGAGAUAGAGAGUCUUAGGAAGGAGUCAAUGGGAAAGAUGUCAGAGGAAGCGAUCAAUAAACAGGCCACUGAAAAUGUGUGGAAGAAACUCCUGAUCAAAUUAACAGGGAUAGCAACAGGUACAAUAGUGGGAGCUCUCCUUGGGGUUGCAGGGGCAGAAGCAUUCGUUCAAUCAGUACUUGGUAAGAUACCCACGAUAACUGAACUUGGGGCAGGAGGACUAAACACAGCAAUAACAGUAAGCAUAGCUGGAGCAAUUGUAGCUGGGGGGGCAAUAGGAGGGAAGAUGAUAGGAGCUGCUGCAGCAGAGAAUGCAGAGACACCAGGAGAGGCAGCAAAGAAAGCAGCUGAGGCAGUCUGAGGUGGGUAAGUAUAUCUUGGAGCAGGGUCAAGGUAUUGUGGACAGUGUAAGAUGUAUGUCAGAGGGGUUGCCUACAGCAAAUUGAGUUCGAGUGAAGAAAAGAAGUAGCAGGAGCACUCUAGGUAUUCAGAAAACACAGGUGAAAUGAGUGAAUGAGUGUUAACAACCUGUGUUUCAAUAGUUUAUUAAACACAACAGCCACUACUCCACACACACACACGAGUCAGUACUCUAUACACACGAGUCAAUACUCUACAUUUACAUUUUAGUCAUUUAGCAGACGCUUUUAUCCAGAGCGACUUACAGUAGUGAAUACAUACAUUUCAUGCAUCUCUUUUUGUAUACUGGCCCCCCAUGGGAAUCGAACCCACAACCCUGGCGUUGCACACACCGUGCUGGCGUUGCAAACACCACGCUCUACCAACUGAGCCACAGGGAAGCUCUAUAGACACACACAUACACACACACACCGGUACUCUACACACAACCACACACGUCAGUACUCUACACACACACACACACACGUCAGUACUCUACACACACACACACACACACACGUCAGUACUCUACACACACACACACGAGUCAGUACUCUACACACAGAAGAAAAACUCUUCAAACUAAUAAACAUUUCAGACAAAUCAAACCUUAACAUGUCAUUGUUUUAACAUAAUUACAGUAGAAAAUGUUUGAUUGCUAAUUUCAACAGACUAAAAUAAGCAUUAUUUCCUUUCAAUGUAGAUGAUGAGUAAAA